AUGGAGGCGGCGCCGGUCCCGGAGGAUCUCACCGACGGCGAGGCCGACGCCGACGAGGACUACAUCAACGACGCCGCGCGCUUCAACGUCACGCUUCGCGUGGAGGCGCUGUUCCCAAAGAUCGACGUCGACCCUGCCGAUGGCGCCGUCACGGGCGCCGAGCUGGCCGCGUGGAACCUCGCGAAUGCGCGGCGGGAGGUGCUGCACCGCACCGCCCGGGAGCUCGAGCUGCACGACCGCGAUCACGACGGCCGCAUCGCCUUCGGCGAGUACGAGCGGCCCAGCUGGGCCUGGCGUUUCGACGAUCAUAACUCAACUAAUGAUGGAGUGGGAUGGUGGAAGGAGGAGCAUUUUAGUGCUGCAGAUAUGGAUGGUGAUGGCUUUCUAAAUCUUACUGAGUUUAAUGACUUUUUACAUCCAGCUGAUACAACCAACCCAAAGCUAAUACAUUGGUUGUGCAAAGAAGAAGUCAGGGAAAGAGAUAAAGACAACGAUGGAAAGCUCAAUUUCCAAGAGUUCUUCAGUGGAUUAUUUUAUUCAAUUCGACACUAUGAUGAGGAAGGCAUAACAGAUGAUACUGGUGGCUCUGAUGCACCAGCUAAAAAAUCAUUUUCACACCUUGAUCUGGAUAAUGAUGGGCUGUUGUCAGCUGAUGAGCUAAAGCCUAUAAUUGAUAAUCUCCAUCCGUCGGAACACUUCUAUUCCAAGCAACAAGCUGACUAUGUAAUAUCUCAGGCUGACACAAACAAAGAUGGACAGUUGAGCAUGAACGAGAUGAUCGAGAACCCCUAUGUCUUUUACAAUGCUUUAUUCACAGAAGAUGAUUAUGGCUUUCAUGACGAGCUCCGUUAG
Miscanthus lutarioriparius is the source of this 852-nucleotide messenger RNA. The record is from the annotation of a GenBank genome assembly. NCBI's taxonomy places the organism in Eukaryota, Viridiplantae, Streptophyta, Magnoliopsida, Poales, Poaceae.